Gossypium arboreum is the source of this 1179-nucleotide messenger RNA. RefSeq names its product GDSL esterase/lipase EXL3-like. The transcript is spliced from 6 exons. The coding region runs from base 1 to 1059 and encodes 352 amino acids. Gene Ontology annotation, molecular function: lipase activity. Gene Ontology annotation, biological process: lipid metabolic process. NCBI's taxonomy places the organism in Eukaryota, Viridiplantae, Streptophyta, Magnoliopsida, Malvales, Malvaceae. Gene Ontology annotation, cellular component: extracellular region. The record is from RefSeq and is a predicted model, not a curated record.
AUGGAGCUGUCUCCUCUUUUGGUAAUAUUAGCGUUUUUGAUGUGCGAAACAAAGGCUUUGGUAAAGCUAACUCCAAAUGUAACGGUUCCUGCUGUUAUUGCCUUCGGGGAUUCCAUUGUUGACACCGGAAACAACAACAAUCUCAUGACCCUGAUUAGGUGUAACUUUUGCCCCUACGGCCAAGAUUUUAAUGGAGGCAUUCCAACCGGACGGUUUUCCGAUGGAAAAACCCCUUCCGAUUUGUUAGAUAAAUUGGGAAUUAAAGAUAGAUUGCCAGCAUAUUUGGAUCCAGACUUGAAACCCCAAGAUCUCCCAACAGGAGUAUCAUUUGCUUCUGGUGGCUCUGGAUAUGAUCCUAUGACUCCAAACUAUCAGUCCGUAAUAUCGAUGGCGGACCAGUUAAAUCUCUUUAAAGAAUACAUAGCGAAGCUGAAACAACUUGUCGGAGAAGAGAAAAAAAAUUUCAUCAUAGCUAACAGCUUAUAUCUUGUCGUAGCCGGCAGUGAUGACAUUGCCAAUACCUACUUUGUUCUAGGUGCCAGGAAAAUGCAGUACGAUGUUCCUGCUUAUACUGAUUUAAUGCUGAACUCGGCUACUGAAUUUUUAAAGGAACUAUAUGGUUUGGGAGCAAGAAGAAUAGCGGUUUUUAGUGCACCACCAAUCGGCUGUGUGCCAUCACAAAGAACUUUAGCAGGAGGAACGGAAACGCAUUGCGCAAAUGAGUACAAUGUAGCAGCUAGGUUGUUCAAUAAAAAGCUAUCUGCAGAGUUGAAUACCCUUCGAACAAGCAUUCCUGGUGGGAAAUUUGUGUACGUAGAUAUCUACAAACCCCUCCUUGAUCUCAUUGACAACCCUCAAAAACAUGGCUUUAAAUUUGCAGACGUAGGAUGCUGUGGAACAGGGAACCUUGAAGUGGCAGUCUUGUGUAAUAAAUGGAUUCCAUCUACUUGUACAGAUGCCUCAAAAUAUAUAUUUUGGGACAGUUAUCAUCCAACGGAGAAGGCAUACAGAGCCCUAAUAAUCCCACUUCUUCCCAAAUAUGUGAACAAAUUCUUGUGAGCCAAAUUCCUAAUUAUGAAGACAACCAACUAAGCUCUCUAUUCCAACCAAAUUCCUAAUUACCGUGUGAUAUCAAGACUGGUGUUUUGAUAUAUAUAUAUAUAUAUAUAUAUUUAAAAA